Molecule: messenger RNA, 3780 nt
Organism: Plasmodium gaboni
Lineage: Eukaryota; Apicomplexa; Aconoidasida; Haemosporida; Plasmodiidae
Exons: 1
Coding region: 1-3780 (1259 amino acids)
Source: RefSeq, a predicted model, not a curated record
AUGGAUUACAAUGGACUUGUUCUUAAAGUAGAAGGUAACGAGUUGUUAAUAAAUCAAGUGAAUAAUGAAGGUACUAAAAGGAAUUUUAAUUUAUAUUUAUAUAAAUUAAAAAGUAAAAAUGACAAAUUAAGAUAUUAUGAAAUAAAUAAUUGUAUAACAUCUGAAAAUUAUGUUAAGGGAUAUAUAAAUGAGAAUAGUAAUAUGAUAUUACUUUAUGAUGAACAGUUUUAUAUAUAUGAUAAUGAGAAGAAAAAGAAAAGUUGUUUAAUAAAUUUAAGUGAUUGUGAACCAGUAGAUUUUAUAUAUUUUAAGAAACAUUUAAUAUUUAUUGAAAAUAAAAAAAUAUCUUUAUUUCAAGCCAAACAAAAUGGAAAAAGUAUGGUCAUGUUAAAUUUAAAAGAUAUACCAUUAAAAAUUAAUUUUUGUUCCUAUAAAAAUUUAUUCUAUUUAUGUACAAGUAAGAGAUUAUAUUUUUUAAAAUUAAUUUAUGUAAAAGAAAACAAAACAUUAAAAGUCAAAAAUACAAAUAUGAGUCUUCCUAUUAAAAAUAUAAAUGAUCAAUAUGCAUAUCACUCAUACAGAAAUUUAUUCCAUAAAAUCGAUCAGCACUAUAAGGAAGUUAUACAUGUCUGUUGUUAUUCUGAUCGAGAAGUUAUUAUUUAUAAAUUUGUAAAGGGGCAAUAUAAAAAUAAAAAAAAAUGUUUACACAAAUUAGCUAUAAAGGAAUUUAAUAAUGACAAAAUUCGUGGCGCAUUCUUUUUUAAAGUCAAAUUGGAAAAUAAUCUUAAACAAAAAAACAGAACAAGUGGUUAUAUAAAUGAUACGACUGGUGAUAGCAACACCAACCAUAAUAAUAAUAAUAUUGAUAAUAUUGAUAAUAUUGAUAAUAUUGGUAAUAAUAAUAAUAAUAAUAACAACAAUCAUCAUAAUAAUAUUAAUAUUGCUCAAAACACAAUUGAUGACAAUCACUUAAAUGAACCAACUGAUGACGAAGAUAUCAUCAAAUUAUACCUAUUAAUAUAUAACCAAUGUGGAAAAGUUUUGAUUUAUUUUAUUGAUUACUUAAAUGAGAAAUAUUUUAAAUUUGGAUUAACUCAUAUCAAAAACGAAUUUGUUGUAUAUAUGCAACUACCAUUUAAACCAUUUUAUAUAUAUAAUACAUCCGAUAUAUUUACAAAAAGAGUAAUAAAACAAAAAAAUAUUAUACAAAAAAAAAAAAAGUUAUCAAAUAAUUAUAAUAAAUAUUUAGAAUAUAUAUUAAAUAAAGAAGUAUAUGUUAAAAAUCAUUUUUUCCUUGAGUGUGUUUUAGUAGAAGAAAAAUAUGCAACUAUUUACACUAUUCAAAUUAACCAUCAAUUUUUAUCAAAUCUUGUAGAGGGACAAGUAUUAGUUUGUAUGGAUUCAAAAGAUUCAAAUCAUAAAAUGAUGGCAAUAAAAGAAAAAAAUGAAAAUACUGAUAAUAACAAUGAGAAUGGUAAUCAAUCUAAAUUAAGUCAAAUGUUAAAAGAAUCAAAAUUUUCUUGUUAUUCUGAUAGUGAUUCUUACAUAGAUAGUGAAAUCACAUGGACCGAUAGUGAAGAAGUAAGUGAGAACUUAUCAUUUUAUACAGAUACAGAUUCACAAGUAGAAAAUGGUAUAGAUAAAAAUGAAAACACAAAGGAUAACAUAAAUGAUGAUAAGAAAAUAAAUCAAAAUAAUAAAGAAGACAAUCAUAAUAAUAAAAUCAAUUCAGUAGAAUUAUCAUUACAUACUGAUACUUGUUUAAAAUCAGAUGAAGAAGAAUCUAAUGUUACAACUUAUUUGAAUAAUUUCAAAAGUAGUGACAUACAAAAGGAUGAUAUAAAUAAAGAGUUAGAUGAAAAUAUAACAUAUGUAGAAGAAUGUACUACUAAUAAGGAAAAUAUUGAUAUGAUGAAUAAAUAUGAUGAACAUGUAAGUGAUAUAUAUAACGAUGAAAUUAUUUCUGAGAACAACAUAAAAUUUUCUGAAGAUAAUUCUUAUAUAAAUAAAGAAAUGUGUUUACCAUCCAAAAAUAUAAAUGAAGAAGAAGUAGACGAUGAAGUGACACAUUUCGAAAUAGGCGUUGAAUCAAAAUUAAAUUUACAAGACAAUCAUAUAAAUCAAGUGGAAGAGAAUAAAUCAAAUAUAAAUUCGUUACAAGAAAAUACUGAUAUAUAUAUCAAAGAUAAUAAUAAUAAUAAUAUAUCAUGUAAUGGAUAUGUUGAUGUGGUAAAUCAUAAAAAUAUUGAUAAUAUAAAUGAUACAAAUAAUAAAUUAGGAAAUAUUACAGAAGAUGAUUUUAAUAUUUAUGCUAAUAAGAAUACUAUGGAAAAUAUGUCAGAAAUGGAAAUGAAUAAUUCAGUUCCUAAAGAUAUAAAUAUGUAUUACGCAACACAAUAUAAAAAUUCCAGUGAUGGAUCAUAUAAUUCUUCUUCAUCCAUGCAAAAUGCAAACAUGAAAAAAUCAGGAUAUUCUCACUCGAGGGACGAAAAUAGCGAAGAUAUGUAUUAUAUUAGUGAUGGCGAAGGCGAAUAUUAUGACUUAAAAAAAAAUAUGGAUGAUGAGACGGAAGAUGAAAUGAAUGAUGAAACGGAUGAUGAAAUAAAAGAUGAAGUAAAAGAUGAAAUAGAUGAGGGAAUAGAUGAUAAAAUAGAUGAUGAAGUAAAUGAUAAAAUAGAUGAUAAAAUAGAUGAUGAAAUAAAUGAUGAAGUAAAUGAUAAAAUAGAUGAUAAAGUAGAUGAUAAGAUAGAUGAUGAAAUAUAUGAGGGAAUAGAUAAAAUAAAAGAUGAAGUAAAAGAUGAAAUAGAUGUUAAAAUAGAUGAUAAAGUAGAUGAUAAAGUAGAUGAUAAAGUAAAUGAUAAAAUAAAUGAUAAUAUAAAUGAUAAUAUAAAUGAUAAUAUAAAUGAUGAAAUAAAAGAAUAUAAACCAGACAUGCAGGAAUUAAAUUGCGAGAUAACUGAUAAAGAACUAAUUCAAAAUGAGAAUAUUGAACAAAUUAAUAAGAAGGAUAAUAUUAAGAGUGAUAAUGAUAACAGUGGUUAUAAUGAUGAUAAUAAAAAUUUAGAGAAGAAAAGCAAAAAAAAAAGAAAAAAAGAAAAAGAGAGUAUAGAAGAAGUUAUAACAACAGAUCAUGAAUCCUCAAAAAAUAUUAGAGAAGGAAAAAAAAUCAAGAUAUAUGAAAUAGAGAAUGAAACAAAGCAAAAUGUACAAAAAAUAGAAACUGAAAAACAAAAUAAUAAUAUUUCAAAAGGUAAAAAAGAUGUAGAUGCUAUAUUUUCUGAUUUAGAUAUGGAAUCAUGUAAUAAUUCUACAAAUGAAUUAAAUAAUACGUUAGGAAAUAAAACUAAAUAUAAUUUCACAACAAUGUCAUCUAUGAUUAAACUUAAUAUUUCUUUAAAAAGAUAUUACAAUUUGAUUGAUUUAAUUAAUGUAAAAGAUUAUAAAUUAGUUAAAAAAACCAUUGCUAAUCUUGGUAAAAAAUAUUGUAUUAAAUUAUUAGAAUUUCUUUUAGAUGCAUUACUUAUAAAUAAAUAUUUUAUGAACAGGUUUUAUAUAUGGAUUAAAAAUAUUUGUAAACAACAUAAAGAUGUACUAAAAUCAAAAAAAUAUCGUAAACUAAUAACAAAAAUAUCAGAAUUAGCCAACAGUAAUUUAAAAAAUGAAGAAAUAUUAAACCAUGUUAUUGAUAAAAUAAAUUUUACAAUAGAUCAUAUAAUUAAAAAUCAAGUUUUUGAUAAUGUAGAAGUACUCAAUUAUAGAGAUGGAACAAUAAUAAAAUGA